AUGGUUGGUCCCCCGCCCCUCGUAGGCAUCAAAGUCCUCGAAUUCGCUGGCCUCGCGCCGGGGCCCUUUGCCGGAAUGCUCCUCGCCGACGCUGGCGCCUCCGUCAUCCGCGUCGACCGCGCCCUUGAGGGCAGCCGCACCCCCUUGCCCACCGCCGACAUGCUGGUCCGCCGCAAGGCCUCCGUCACCGUGGACCUCAAGUCGCCCGGCGGCAUCGCUUUCGUGAAGCGGCUGGCCGCCGAGGCCGACGUGCUCAUCGACCCGUUCCGCCCGGGCGUGCUCGAGAAGCUGGGCCUGGGCCCGGAGGUCCUGAGGCGAGCGAACCGCGGCCUGGUGUACGGCCGCAUGACGGGGUUCCGGAGGGACGGGAGGUACAGAGACAUGGCGGGCCAUGACAUUAACUACCUGGCCGUCUCGGGGGUGCUCGGCCUGCUCGGCCGCGAGGGCGAGAAGCCGCACCCUCCGUGGAACAUCCUCGCGGACUUCGCAGGCGGCGGGGCCGUGCUGUUCCAGGGGAUCCUGAUGGCGCUGCUGGCGAGGGCGGGGAACGGCGGGACGGGGCAGGUGGUCGAGGCGAACAUGGUCGACGGGUCAUCGUACCUCGCGACGUUCCCGCGGUUCGCGCUCAAGAACACGUUGGGGGGCAACGGGAGGGGGAGGAACAUGCUGGACGGCGGGUGUCCCUACUACGACACGUACGAGACCAAGGACGGGAAGUACGUCGCGGUUGGAGCGUUGGAGCCGCAGUUCUUUCGGGCGUUGAUGAAGGGGCUGGGGCUGGCCGGUAAAGGUUGGGAAGAGAACAGGUUCGACCGGGAGAGAUGGGGUGAGCUGAGGGAGAUUUUCACAAACACCUUCAAAGGCCGGACGCGGAGCGAGUGGGAGGCGGUGUUCGACGGAACAGACGCGUGCUGUACACCCGUGUUGGAGUAUCACGAGCUCGAGACGGGGAAGGGGAGGGAGGGCGACCAGAGGCCGGCCGUCACGUUGGUCGAGACGCCGUGUCUGGCGGUGGACGAGGGCAUGGUGGGAGACGUGAGACGCGGCCAGGGGCCCGGCGUCGAAGGGGGAGGGUACGCGGGUGUUGCGCUUUCGCCGGGCGAGGGCGGAGAGGAGGCGCUCGAAGCGUGGCUCGGGUGGAAGAGGGGCAGAGAGUUUGAGGUCCGGGACGGGGCGUGGGUGCUCAACGACAAAGCAAAGUUGUGA
Messenger RNA from Colletotrichum graminicola M1.001, 1206 nucleotides. Its product is annotated as CoA-transferase family III. The transcript has a single exon. The record is from RefSeq and is a predicted model, not a curated record. Gene Ontology annotation, molecular function: catalytic activity. Lineage: Eukaryota; Fungi; Ascomycota; Sordariomycetes; Glomerellales; Glomerellaceae. Bases 1 to 1206 code for a protein of 401 amino acids.